AAAUCGGUCCAGUUUUCAAGGUUCAUCAAAAUCUCAUUCACAUAUCCAGGUGAUGAAUACGAUCGGUCCGCACUCGAACCCGCCAAGCUGACCUUCUCCGAAGCUACGGAGCUGAUGCAGCUGCGUAUCGACUGGAAGCAGGAGAUGAACCGACGACUUGAGCAACAGCAGCAACAACAGCAGCAGUUGCAACAG
Molecule: messenger RNA, 195 nt
Organism: Gamsiella multidivaricata
Lineage: Eukaryota; Fungi; Mortierellomycota; Mortierellomycetes; Mortierellales; Mortierellaceae
Exons: 1
Source: RefSeq, a predicted model, not a curated record